AUGCAGUUCAAAAACAUCCUCGUGGCCUCCUGCCUGGCUCUCGGUGCCUCAGCCACUGCCACCAACGCCACCGAUAUUGCUCCGUCAGUCCAGAACCGCUUCGCCCAGAUCGACCUUGGUUACCAGCAAACCUACCUGCUCCUGAACCACCUGGACGACGGCACAAAUGACACUUCGGCUGAUGUGAGUGACCAGUUAACGCAAAGACAGACCUUUAUUGCCUGCGACGUCGUUUCUGCCUACAACGCCACUGCUUAUGGCGAGGCUAAGGACCUUAGCAAGAACCAGCCCAUCAAGCCUUUGACCGAGUCCACUCAGCUGGUGAUUUGCCAGGCCUUCCACUCGCUCGCCCUCACCGGUAUCCAGCUGAACAACGCCUUUGUUGACAGUGCUUCUCACUUUGACAAGGCCCAGCGCAACGAUCUGCAGGUUGCCCUGUCCAAGGUUAAUGACGAGACUGGCUCAUUCUUUAUUCACGUUGCCAAGCCUGCUCUUCCUUACUGCUUAGCUACCCUCCAGACUGACCAGUCUGCUAUCUACAAAUCGCUUCUUACCGCUGCACAAGCUUUGGAUCCCUCUGAGGCUCUGGUUUAA
Penicillium pulvis is the source of this 594-nucleotide messenger RNA. RefSeq lists its product as uncharacterized. Lineage: Eukaryota; Fungi; Ascomycota; Eurotiomycetes; Eurotiales; Aspergillaceae. The transcript has 4 exons. The record is from RefSeq and is a predicted model, not a curated record. The coding region runs from base 1 to 594 and encodes 197 amino acids.